AUGAAUGAGUUUAUGAACUGCUCCGGUGCAUCCACUACCAACAAAGAGCAGCCUCCAAUUGUCAUUGUCGGUCCGUUUGAGCACCACUCUAAUAUACUUCCGUGGCGACACUUGGCAGCAAAGGUUCUGCGCGCUGAAACUGAUUCUUCUGGUACGGUGUCUCUUCGUUCUCUGGAGUCGCUGCUGCAGGUGACAGCUGCUGCGGAGGAGACCAUCGGGCGCGCAAACUGUAAACGGCCUGAUUGGUUUGAUGACAACAAUGUGACGAUUGACGCAUUGGUGUCAGAGAAGAAUGCAGCAUUUGCUGCACAUGUGGCAGACCCCAGUGACUUGGGGAAGAAGAGUCAGUUUCGCAAACUUCGACGGCGACUGACCCGAGAGCUCCGUCGCAUUAAAAAUGCAUGGUGGACGGAGAAGGCGAAGCAGAUGGAAUGCUACGCCGAACGCCGUCAACACAAGGAAUUCUUUGACUCCUUGAAGGCGGUGUAUGGACCGAGAUUGGAGCCGCUGAGGACACUGAUCGAUGGUAGUUCAGGCGCUACCUGCACCCGGACUGCAGACAUGAUGCAGGUCUGGCGGAAACACUUUGACUGUCUCUUGAACAACCGUUCAGAGAUCGACUGGCCUACAUUGAAUGGCCUGAAGCAGCACGAUGUGAAGGCGGAUCUGGCGGCUACGCCGAGACUGGGUGAGACGCAGAGAGCACUUGCUCAGCUGCGAAACGGCAAACGUGCCGGAGGUGACGGGAUCCCACCUGAAGUAUUGAAACACGGUGGACCCGCGUUGUUGACCGCGCUGCACCACUUGGUGCAACGCGUGUGGAUUGAGGAGGAGGUGCCUGCUGAGCUGAAGGAUGCCCUUGUGCUACCACUGUACAAGGGCAAAGGGAGCAAGCAAUGUUGCACGAAUUAUCGUGGCAUCAACUUGCUGAGUUGUGUGGGCAAGGUGAUUGCCCGAAUCCUGCUCAAUCGCCUCGUGAGUCAGAUUGUGGAACCUAACGUGGCGGAAGAGCAAUGUGGAUUCCGUUCUGGUCGCAGCACUAUAGAUAUGGUGUUUGCGGCUCGUCAGUUGCAAGAGAAGUGUAGAGAACGACACCAGCCAUUGUACUCGCUUUUUGUGGAUUUCACCAAGGCAUUUGAUACGGUGAACCGCGAGGCACUGUGGCUGGUGUUGGGUAAGUUUGGUUGCCCGCGUAAGUUUGUAAGUUUAAUUGAAUGUCUGCACAAUGGUAUGCGAGCGAGGGUGCAGCUGAGUGGAGAGACCUCUGAUGACUUUACAGUUGUCUCUGGUGUGAAGCAAGGCUGUGUGUUAGCUCCUACCCUGUUUAAUAUCUAUCUUCAUGCAAUGUUGUCUUGUGCUUUUGAUGCGGCUUGUGCUUACGGUGUUCGUGUGGAGCACCGUAUUGAUGGUGGCUUGCUGAACAUCCGUCGUUUCGGUGCGAGAACUCUAGUCUGUGAGACAACUAUCCGUAUGUUGCUGUUUGCUGACGACUGUGCGUUGUUUUCACACAGCGCGGAUGAGUUGCAGCACAUGACUAGUGCUCUGGCUUCGACAGCGGCCAAAUUCGGACUCACCAUCAACACAAGCAAAACUGUCUGUCUCUUUCAGCCUUCACCGGAGGUGCAAUCUUCAAUAUUGCAGCGAAUCAGCAUUGGUGCUGAAGUAUUGGAAACCACCUCCCGCUUUUGCUACCUUGGGAGUGUGAUAUCGACGGAUCAGCAGCUACACGUUGAGUUGCGUAAUCGCGUGUCGAAGGCGGCAGCGGCAUUCGGGAAGCUAGAGUACCGAGUGUGGAACAACCAUCAGCUUAGCAUUGACACGAAGCUGAUGGUGUACAAAUCCAUGGUACUGUCUGUUCUUCUAUACUGCAGUGAAACCUGGACGAUGUACCGUCGGGAUGUGCGAUAUCUCGAGCGGUUCCAUCAGCAGUGUGUGCGACGAAUUUUGCGGAUCGGCUGGGGCGCCAGAGUUGCAGACACGGAAGUGUUGCGCCGAAGUGGGAUGUAUGCAGUGGACGGCAUACUUUUACUGCGACACCUGAGAUGGCUCGGUCAUGUGAGCCGUAUGGAUUCGACGCGAAUACCGAAACAACUUUUAUACGGUCAGCUGAGUAUGGGGAAGCGGCAUGCUGGGAAACCAAAGUUACGUUACCAGGACAUGAUUAAAGUGAGCCUCACACGUUCUAAUCUUGAUUGCAGAUCAUGGGAAACGAAGGCGGCUGAUCGUGGUGCAUGGCGCGAUCUAAUCACGAAGGCAGUUGCUGAGGUGCGGGAGAAAGCCCUCAUGCAUGCAGAGAAGAAGCGGCAAGUGCGUAAGCGGCAAGCACCGAUGAAUUGUACUCCAUCGACAUCGAGCGCAUUGUGCUGUAGAACAUGCGGUCGCGAGUGCCUUAGUCAGGCAGGCCUAGUGAGCUAUGAGAGAGGUCACUCGGGACCACUGCCGAAGCGACGACGGGUCCCGCAGUGA
Dicrocoelium dendriticum is the source of this 2466-nucleotide messenger RNA. Lineage: Eukaryota; Metazoa; Platyhelminthes; Trematoda; Plagiorchiida; Dicrocoeliidae. The record is from the annotation of a GenBank genome assembly.